Messenger RNA from Ceratitis capitata (Mediterranean fruit fly), 1880 nucleotides. Its product is annotated as serine/threonine-protein kinase pakG-like. Bases 436 to 1857 code for a protein of 473 amino acids. The record is from RefSeq and is a predicted model, not a curated record. The transcript has 2 exons. Lineage: Eukaryota; Metazoa; Arthropoda; Insecta; Diptera; Tephritidae.
UAGAGAAUAGCAAAAUCGUAAAAAUUAUCGUUAAGUCAUUAUAACGAUCCGAAAAUCGUUAUAAUAUAUCGUAUAUAAGCACACUGAAACGCAGUUGCUAUUUCAUGAACAUACAUAUUUAACUCGUCCUUUGUUAGUGUAUUUUGGUUUGGUCAUUUGGUAGGAAAUCGCGUUACAUCUCUUUACUUUCCUGGCUGCCCAAUUUGUACGGUAAAUACAAUACAAUUAGUUGCCGAUCAGCGAAGGAAGUGGAAGAUGUACUGCGAAAUAAACGGAACCUUUUAAAAUAUAAUUCAUUUGGUUCUUGUUAAAUUCGCUCCACUGGAUCGGUAACACCUUUAUUUCGCAGUACUAAUUCGUUUUGGUACUGGAAUAUUAUUUGCCCUUUGCCAUUGCCGAUUAUAAUUUGGUUGCCAUUUGCCGUUCACAAUUUACAUGGGCAAAUCACCUCGCCGCAGCCCUCGAUUAAAUAGUGACACAAUGGACGUUAAUAAUCCAGCAUCGACUCCCGCCACGUCGAAUACCGCAGUUAAGAAAUCUACUUCACAAAAUGACACUGCCACCAUUGCCGCAGGCACAGCCAGUGCCCCUUCAAUCGCUCCUUCCUCUACUGGAACAGUUAGCCGUAACUCUUCCACGACAUCCAGGCCAAGAGCAUCAACGCCUAUUUCACGUCAGGAAGCCAUAAUGCAAGCCGUGCAAAAGCGUAUUGCCAUGUUGGAGAAUAGUCUGAAAGCAGCUGAAGUGAAGCUAAAGGAACACGAAUCCCACAUUGAGACUGUCAAUGCUCCUGGCAGUGCUUAUAUCGCCGGGAUGUCAGCUCCUCAAUUACCUCAAAUACAACAAGUUGUACCGCUCCCAGAUUUACAGUUGCCGCCAAAUACCGCUACAAACUCACAGCCGUUAGCCUCUCUAACGGAUAGCCGCCAAUUGCCAAUAUCUUUUGCAACGACCACACAGAACAUGUACACAAAUUCUGACAUUCAUCAGAGUAACAAUCUAUCAGUGAAUUCCAAUACUCCCAUUAAUGCCAACAUGGGCUCUGUAGCCAAACACUCGUCCUACUUACCUAGACAAAUGCAAGUCUUGCCGGAUUUCUGUGGGAAAGCAGAAGAUUGGCCGAUGUUUUACACUGCUUUCACAGAAUCCACCGCAGUCUAUGUGUAUAGUAAUUUUGAAAGCAAUCAACGGCUACACAAGUAUUUGAAAGGUGAGGCUCGCGAAACUGUGAAGUCGUUGCUUAUACACCCAAGCAACGUCAAUAACAUUAUCGAACAAUUGAAAUUUAAAUUUGGUCGCCCUGAACAGUUGAUUUGUUCCCAGCUAGCUCAAGUAAGGGAGAUUGCACCCAUUACAGAGAGUGCUGUUUUGAAAUUAGUGUCAUUUGCUACAAAGGUUAAUAAUAUAUGCAUUUUCUUACAGUCAGCUAACGGAGGAGAUCAGCAUCUCGCCAACCCUACGCUACUUGAUGAUCUCGUCAUGAAAUUGCCGAUGAGUAAACGAAUUGAGUGGGCUACUUAUGCAGCAUCCAGACAGCCGUAUGCUACAAUAGUACAGUUUAGUCAAUGGCUCACGAGAUUAGCCAAUGUUAUCUCCUCAGUUAACGCCGUGUCGUGUUGCAUGCUGCCGAGUCACAACGUCGACAGAGCUGCCCUAUAUGCCGUGGCCCUCAUAAUACAGCGGAGUGCAAUAAAUUUAUUGAAUUCACAGUGCCGAGAAGAUGGACCGAGACGAAGAAUCUUCGCCUAUGUUUCUCAUGUCUCAAUGCUGGCCAUGGAACUCGCACUUGCCAACGUCGGAAGCCAUGUUCUACCGAAGGAUGCAGAAGAAUGCACCAUAAGUUGCUCCAUGAAAUAGCACCGAUUUCCACAGUUACUCAA